GUUCUAUUUUAAGCAGUCUCUGUGUUGGACUGCUCUGGUAAUAGAUAUCGUUUCACCAGGGGUAUGUAACUGACACAAACAGCAGCCAGACAGCUGACAGGAGAGCGGUACUGUAUGCCACGGGGAAAUUUAAGAACGAUAUUAGGUAUAGCAGUAGUUUGAUGGCAGCGUUCAAAUCGUUAGGAUAGGUGAAAAACAUGUUUUACAAAAUCAGCGCGACGCGACACAGCUAGCAUUCCAGAGUCUCACUGUCUUCCCAACUAACAGAUAUAAGCCGACGAGGGAACUCCAACCUUGAUUUUUCAUUUUUCAUUUUGGAUUCAUAGAAGACUGAGCAAUUAGGAAAUAGAAAUGUCCGACAACGUUGCUGACCCCGAGCCAAUGGAGACAGAGCGAAGCUCAGAGAAGAUCGAUAUGUCAUUAGAUGACAUAAUUAAGCUGAACAAAAAGGAACAGAAAUCCAGUCAGAUUGCUUCCAAGACAGGCCUGCAGCAGCAACCUGGUAAUAGAAGCAGAGGCCCUGGGAACCGAAGAGCGACUGGACAGCAGAGAGCCCCCUUCCGAAGAGGAUGGGCACAGCAAACCCAGCAGGGGUUCUACAGAUUUCGAUUAAUGGGUCAAGCACAACAAGGGUUCAAGAGAAGACAACCCUACAGUCUCCGAAGAUUCCCCAGGAGAGCACUGUUCGCCCCCUUGGGACUCAGUCCUUUGAAUCACAAAGCCUCUCUUGCAAAGGUAAACACAGCAGCGAUUUCCAGUGUUAAUAGCAACAGGCCAGGAUUGCUCAGAGUCCAGCAGCCUUCUGCUAGAAGACCAUACUGGCAGCCUUUCAGGGGUCCUUGGACCGCUGGGAGAAGUAACAGUAGAAUUCCCCUGCCAAACAGAGGACCUAAACUGCAUCAAACACAGCAACAACAGACUAAGAUCAAUCUGAACAGAGGGUUUCCUUUACAUCAAUCCGGUAGGAAAUUGACAGAGAAAUAUCAAAGAAUCCGAAGCUGGAGACAGCCUGCAUCCUCAGGGUCCAUCCUAACAGUCUCUGUUGCAAACCCCAUGGCAGUGCAGGAGACUGCUGCAGUUUCUCCUCCCAGAACCCCUCGGGUGAGGAUUAAACCCUCAGCAGUGCUACAGAGACGAGGGGCUGAAGACGAGGAGACCCUGCACCCCCCACCCAGAGGAAUCCCUUUGAGGUUUAACUUCAAAGCACUAGCCAAUCAGACUCAAGUGACACUGAACGAUCGCUUCUCCAGUCUGAACAUAAAGGGAAUGCAUGCCGUGCCGAAGAGAGGAGGACGAACAGUAACACUGCAGUGACAAUCAAAGAAUAAGAAUAGUUCUGUCAUUGUGCUGCUAUAUUGAUCAUUUCAAUGAGAGUGAUGUCAUUAGAGAACCUUGGGUUGUACAGUACCUACAUUAAAAGA
Messenger RNA from Polyodon spathula (Mississippi paddlefish), 1421 nucleotides. Its product is annotated as UAP56-interacting factor. The record is from RefSeq and is a predicted model, not a curated record. Gene Ontology annotation, biological process: mRNA export from nucleus. Gene Ontology annotation, molecular function: mRNA binding. The transcript has 9 exons. Lineage: Eukaryota; Metazoa; Chordata; Actinopteri; Acipenseriformes; Polyodontidae. The coding region runs from base 352 to 1314 and encodes 320 amino acids.